GGGCCCGGGCCAGCCACGCGCGCGGCCCGCAGGCUGCGGCAGGAUGCGGGCCACGCGGAAGCGGCUCUGCUCCGCGCUGCUGGCCGCCUACGUGCUCUUCUCCCUCUACGCGGCCUACAGCGUCUUCCUGCGGCCGCGGCGGUCGCCCGCCUCCCGGAGCGGCGCCCGGCAGCCGCGGCUCGGCAGAGAACGCUCUUCUUUGGGAAAUGAAGAAUGGAAUCCCUGGGAAGGAGAUGAAAAAAAUGAGCAGAUUGUUUCACAGCAGAGAUAUGAAACUAAUCUUCAAAUGUUAAAAAAUAUGAAAUCCCAGCAAAAACAAACAGACCUUAAAGUGCAGAUCUGGGGUAAAGCAGCUAUUGGUCUUUACCUCUGGCAACAUAUUCUUGAAGGUCUGCUUGAACCUGCUGAUGUGACUGCGCAGUGGAGAGAAGGAAGCAUAAAGGAAGGAAAAACACAUUUCAGUUUCAUCACUGGUCCAGCCGUAGUCCCGGGAUACUUUUCAGUAGAAGCUGAUAAUGUGGUUCUAGUUCUGAAUGGAAGAGAGGAAGCAAAGAUCACUUACGCCACUCAGUGGUUGCAUUAUGCACAAACUUUAAUACAAACUCGCAAGCUGAGGCAUGUUGCCAUUGUGCUGCUUGGAAGUGAACAGUGUAACAAUGAAUGGAUUCACCCAUACCUGAAACGACAUGGAGGAUUUGUGGAACUACUUUUUGUGGUAUAUGACUGUACCUGGGUAAACGAAGAAGAUAUUUUCCAGUGGCCUUUAGGAGUAGCUACAUACAGGAAUUUCCCCAUUGUAGAGCCCAACUGGUCAAUGCUACGUUCUCCAAGAUCAUAUCUAUGUAAUUUUUUAGGAACUGUGUAUAAGAAUUCAUCUAGGGAGAACCUAAUGGAAGUUUUGAAACAAGACGGGCUUGAUAAACUCUGUUGGAUUGCAGCCAGAGAACAGUGGCAGCCUCAAGAAACAAAUGAAAGUUUUAGAAUCUAUCAAAAUGCAUUGCUGCAGAGUGAUCUCACAUUGUGCCCAGUGGGAGUAAAUACAGAAUGCUACAGAAUUUAUGAAGCUUGUUCAUAUGGCUCUGUUCCUGUUGUAGAAGAUGUAAUGACACCAGGCAAGUGUGGAAAUUCAUCUAUAUACCACAGUGCUCCAUUGCAAUUACUAAAGACCACGGGGGCUCCAUUUAUCUUUAUUAAAAACUGGGAAGAACUUCCUGCUGUUUUAGAAAAAGAGAAAAAUAUGAGCUUACAAGAAAAGAUUCAAAGGAGAAAAAAGCUUAUAGAAUGGUACCGGCACUUCAAAGCACAAAUGAGACAUAAAUUUAUUAAUAUCUUGGAAAAUUCAUUUUUACCAAAUGCUAAAGGAGGUUAAUUGCCCCCUUUGAAAGUCAAAAAUAGAUCAAAAGUUUAAUUUUCACUGACCUUCAAGUCAGAUUUUAUGUAAAAAUAAAAAAUAAAUGAACCACUUCCAGUGCAGGUGCAAUUUCUUUGAAGUCAGUAGAGUUGCACCAGCUUAUCCAGGGCUGAUUUUCACCCUUCUUUCCUAAAUUACGUUCAGAGAGGAUGCAGUCUUACAGGAUAGUAGUCUGGAUGGAUGACAUCUAUUUUAUUAUUAUUUUUUGCAAUGACUAUCUCUCAUUCUUAGCAAGUCAAUACUUCUGUGUUUUAAUCUAGAUAUGGAAGCAUUUCAGCAAAUACAUCACCCAAAGAUAAAUGUUUCACAAAAAGCAUAAUAAGUGGUCGCUCCCCUUCACUGAUAUUUAUACCUUAAGCAUUCUUUCCUGAAAGUCUCCUGCUAUCAUAUUUCCUUAUUUUAAAAUAUAACUCUAUUAUAGUUUUCUUUAACUGAGGAAAAAGAGAACUAUAGUCAAGCAGGUCUUGAAUGACAGAACUUUUAACAAUAUUCUAAUAAAGUCUUUAAACUAUUGCAGAUGACGAGAGCUCUUUUCUCCCCCUCCUAUUUUUGGCAGGUACAAAAUGAAGCCAUUUAAUAAUUUGGGCUCCUCCUAUUUGUCUAGUGUCUUAGGGGGAGAUGUUAUGUAUUGAAAAAUUUAAUUUCUGUGAAGUUUCCUCUCCAAAACUGGCCGUUGAUAGAUGGAAUAUUCCCUGCUACCCCACUCAUCCUCACCACUGCCCACUUCUUUGACUAGCUUCCUACCAUAUACUAAAAGUAUCUCCAACAAUCCUGGAAUAAAUGGUCAUUAAAUCUUUUUCAUCCAAAACACUUCUGUAAAGGAACAUCCUCAUAUUUUAAAUGUGUCUAAGCUCCUUACCCAUCCCUGUCCCACCAAAAAGUAACAGUUUACCUUUUAUUGAAAGUUUUUCCCUUUAAUGUUUUGGUGAUUGUGUAUGAUGUUGUCAGAGUAUGAGUACAGUGUGUGAAGAUGCAUUUGGGCAACAUUUUUAACAAAAACAGAGACCCACUUGUUCAGAUACAGUUAUAAACACAAUUGUGCUUCUAUCGUAUAGCUUUGAGGCCAAGAAUUUAGAAAGAUUCAAAAAGGGAUUGAGAGUAAAAAUGUUCAAAUGUGCCAGCAUAAUCUAAGAGCCUGCUUCCCAUAUCCUUGCUCUUCCAUCUGAAGCAUCUGGUUCUAACCACUGUCAGAGACAGAACACUGGACUUAGUGGACCACCAGUCUUCUCUAGUGAGGCAAUUCUUGCAUUUUUGCAUUUGUUUGUGAUUGCACCUACAUGUGGCUAUUUAAGGUUUUGUUUUUAAUUCAGUUCUACUGUAGAGAGGGUUGUACUCUCUGCUUGUCAGAUUCUCCACAUGUCUGGGUGUAGUAUCCCUUACUCUCAUCUUUUCCCCUGUGCAAGGAUCUGCAGAGCUUCCUCCACAGCAUCUUGGCACAGGAGGUGGCAGGAUGGUGAAGGGGUGGCACAUUUUCUACUGUGACACCCUGGGUAGAUCCAGGAAUGUAGGGUUUCUCUUGCAGGUGCAGAUCUAUGGAUCACUAUCUGCUCCAAUAAAAACAGACAAAACUAAUUUAUCCUUAUAGUAUGUCCUUUGUCUGUCCAAUGAAACUGCUGAAGACUUGAAGCUUCAUUACAUUAUAACUUAAUCUUUCCAUAAAAAAUGGAAAAGUGUAACUAAGAAAGAAGAGAGCAUACUAGAUUUCCAAAGGAAAAGUAGUAGAUGGUGGUUCUUAACUCAAAGAAUAUUUUUAAAUAAAAAAGAUUGUGUGUGUGUAGCUUCUUUUAUCCAACACCAUAGCACUAUCAAAGGAUAACAGGAACUGGAAGUUAUAUGGUGCAGAAUAACUUGAUUGUGAGGAGAUGUAAAUAAUCUAUGACCAUUGUAAAAUAACCAGGCUUCGGUUAUUGGUGAUUAAGAUGGUAGAUGUGUGUUUUGAAAAAUGCAAACUUUCACCUGAUUGCUAUGUUUGUUAUCAAGGAAACUGCUGUAAAGCUAAUUAAACAUGUAUUGUAUAAAAAUGGUGUAACUGUAUUUCAGUGUAGAAUUUCUGAUCCUUGACUUAUGCAGAGACUCCUGAGAAAAAACUGUAUCUGGUAUCAGAUUUUCCCCCUCCAUUUGAAAGAAGCUUAUCUUCAUUCUCAUCUGAUAUUGGGGCAUAACUUCGAGGGGCUGAGCAUCUGUAGUUCUCACUGACUUCAGCUGAAGUUGUGAGUUUAACAGGCUAUAAGUGUGCACCUUCAUGUGGCAAUUUUGAGCAUUCUCAAUAUCUGCUGAAGUUGUCAACAUUCAAAGGGGAUUUACAAAUAUAAUACUGUCUAGACAAAGAGCUUUGAGUGUCUGAGAGUAGCCAAGGAGCUCUGGUACUAUUUUGCUGUGUAAGAAAUAUUUACUAUGAACUGUUGUAAUCAUUUCAGUGAAUGAUAUGGCCUGGGCUGCACUAUACGACUCGCAAUACUCCCGUAUUUUGAAUGUAGUUUAGUCAGUUCUCUAAAUGCUGUACUGUCUCUAAAUGUAAGAAUGCCAUAUAGUAUCAAUUGCAUGCAUGAAUUCAAGAGCCAGCUCAAUUCUGUGCAACUAAAUAGUAAAACAUGUACCAUAAUUUUA
This is a messenger RNA of Gopherus flavomarginatus (Mexican gopher tortoise), 4018 nucleotides long. It is a transcript of the gene RXYLT1, whose product is annotated as ribitol xylosyltransferase 1. Gene Ontology annotation, cellular component: Golgi apparatus. The record is from RefSeq and is a predicted model, not a curated record. Gene Ontology annotation, molecular function: ribitol beta-1,4-xylosyltransferase activity. The transcript is spliced from 6 exons. Gene Ontology annotation, biological process: protein O-linked glycosylation via mannose. The coding region runs from base 44 to 1369 and encodes 441 amino acids. NCBI's taxonomy places the organism in Eukaryota, Metazoa, Chordata, Testudines, Testudinidae.